AACUGGAUGGUACCCAAUGUUUAAAGCGAAACAGUAUGUGCUUUGGGGUCUGCUGGCUGCCGGAUUUACAUCCAGUUACCAGACUAACAACUAAGUUUGUCUUCGCCAGUGCAUGCUGCGCUUAGACUUGGGUGCACGUUGGAGAUCCAGUGAUUGGGAAGGAAACAAUACUAGUAAUUUUAGAAUAUUGACCAGAGGGGGAAUGGAGAUGUAAAGAUUGAUAUUUACAUCCGUAACGUUUGACCAUCGGUACGUAAAACUAGGGUUCAUUAUUGUGACUGAGCACUGAGUGAGCAUGGCCAGUCGAUCAAACGUUAGGACUGAAAUGGGCAGUCUAGUGUCUAAAAAGAAGCAGCCUCCACCAGCUAAAGGAGACUCCUCAUCCACACCACAAGCAGCUGGGUCACCUGCCUCGCCACCUGCCGCUGAAUCUGAGGUCAAAGAUCAAGGAGUAUCUACACCUGCAGCACUUCCUGAUGAGAAAGUUAACAAAGCUCCACCACAAGAAGGCGGUGCAGAGGAGGUCAUGGUGGAUGACGAGUCACCAGUGACCGUCACACAGACACCAGUUGCUGUUGCACUGAAGUGUGCAGUGCAGCAAUAUGCCUGGGGUCGCAUUGGUAAGGACAGUGAGGUUGCAACCUUGACCCAGGCAUGUGACCCUUCCUUCCAACUGAAAGAAGAUGAGCCAUAUGCAGAGCUUUGGAUGGGUACGCAUGUCAAAGGUCCGUCCAUCGUUGAAGGUCAAGAGGCCAAAUCAUUGAAGGAUUGGAUCGCCGAUCAACCAGAUUGCCUUGGUGAGAAGGUCAGGUCAAAGUUCAAUGACCAACUGCCGUUUCUCUUCAAGGUGUUAUCUGUUAACAAGUCAUUGUCUAUCCAGGCACACCCACACAAGGCUUUAGCAGAGACUCUUCAUGCUGAACAUCCUGAGAAUUACCCAGAUGACAAUCACAAACCAGAAAUGGCUAUUGCCUUGACACCAUUUGAAGGUCUAAAUGGCUUCAGACCACUCAUUGAAAUUGAUAACUUCCUGAAGACUGUACCAGAAUUCCGAGCUGUAGUUGGGGAAGACAACGCUGACAAAUUCACCGCAGAGCUAGAGGCAGGAGGCAGUGAUUCCAAGAACGUCUUGAAGGAUUGCUUCACGGAAUUGAUGACAAGAGAUCCUGAAUUUGUCAAAGAACAACUGGCUCUCCUUGUCCAGCGACUACAAGCAGAAGAUUCAGAAACUGGCAAGAACCGUGAACUUCUCUUGCGUCUGAAUUCUCAGUUUCCUGGAGAUGUUGGAUGUUUCUGUAGUUUCUUCCUCAAUCACAUGACCUUACAGCCUGGGGAAGCCAUGUUCCUGGGGCCAAAUGAACCCCAUGCAUACCUUAGUGGAAACUGCAUGGAGUGCAUGGCAUGCUCAGAUAAUGUCGUCCGUGCUGGUCUCACCCCAAAGUACAAAGACGUAGAGAACUUGUGCAAGAUGCUGACAUAUCUACCAAGUCCAGCCCAAGACAGACUCUUCCCUAGUGUGACUGACCCAGGGGAUGCUUGUGUCACCAUUUAUGACCCACCAGUGCCUGAUUUUGCUGUGGCAAGGAUAAAGGUUGCAGAGGGAGUAGAGUCAUAUGAAGUAACAGCCUAUGACAGUGCCAGCAUAUUUAUUACCAUCAGUGGCCAAGCCGAGGCAUCACACCCAUCGUUUGGAAAUGGUAAAACCCUGACCCUGAAGAGAGGCUCAGUUAUUUUCAUGUCAGCCAACCACAGCCUUCCUCUUAAACUGGAAAAAGCAGAUGGCCUGCUUGCUUUCAGAGCUUACUGCCCAUUGGAUUGAAAUUGCAACUCGGUUUCAUGUGUCAGCAAAAUCAAGCCAGAAUGUUUAUGUGGUAGGGGGCUCUACACAUGUGACAGUUAAUUUUAUAUUGCUUGGAUUGAAUUUGCAAGACUUUUAAGGUUUGUUUGUUUGUUUGUUUGUUUGUUUCUCUCUCAGUACUUUUUGAAUCUAUUGUUAUUUUGGUUUAACAAUUGUUGGUUAGUUAAAACUUAAACUUUGUAAACGUUUACAGUUUAAAACUCCAUAGAAAUACCUACCGAUAUGAGCACAUGUCUAGUGAAAAGUUUAAUUAUUGUACCAGGAGUUAGUCAAAAUGUUUAUCUAACCCUAACCAUUAUGAAUCUAAUAAGCAUAUGCAUGAUUUUAAUGAUCCCAGGGAAGUUAAUAAUGAAAUUAACUUGUUUCCAUUGAUCUGUUCAGAUGAAAUAACACCUGUGCCUUUUAGUUGAAUAAAAUUGGUUGGGUAUUAAAAUACAAAUAUGCACGUGCAAUGGUAUCAUUGGCAAAACCUAUAUUUUCUUUGUAAGCCGGCCGCAAAGUUUGAAUUAUUUAUGCCAUAAAACAACUUGGUAUAAUUCUAUAUAUUCUUAUUUGUAACUAAGUUUCUUUGAGCAAAAUGAUUAAGAUUUUGAGUCCAUGUUUUUGCUGUAGAAAAAAGUUGUAAGUAGAGAAAAAUCUGUGGCAAAGAAGUUGACCAUGCUUUGUUCUAAAAGAACACAUCACUCAUUGUUUGAACAAAAUUUAUUUUUUUAUGAAUUUGAUAUUAAACUUAAAUUUCAUGUGUACGGGAAAGCUUUAAGUGCAACAGCAACUAGCCACUGGAGCUAAGCUAAAACAUCAAGUCUGUAUAGCAUGCACAGCAUUCUUUAGGAUGAAUGCGGGCAAUUCACAAUACAGAGCGCCACCAAGAGUUUGCCACAGACAGACCACUUUUCAAGGUUGACAUGCUUUAAGUGUACUUAGUACAUAAUUUGGGGAUGUUUGAUUGAUUGAGGCAUUCCCUGCACCUCACAAAACCGUCAUUUUGACUACCUAACACCCAUUCACAUCAAGCAAUUUCGAAUUUUCAACCAAGAUUGACAUACGAAAAACAACAUGGAAAAAAUUCAAGUUUUCUCCGUACAGCAUAGUUAUCGAAUGAGAGUUUGUCAACUAUUUAUCCCAUAAUGCACUGUGAAAAGGCCUCUCUAUGACAACAUCUUGGUGGCACAUUGCAUUGCGUAUCGCCCAUAUUCAUGUUAUGAAAUUUGGAAGGCUGGAAUUUCACUUACCAGAAAUAUACCACGAAUUCUAAGAAAUUGUGAGAGCCUUUUUUUUUUCUGGAAAGGUAUCUAAUGUCAAAUGCUCACUGGGUCAAGUUGAGUUUGAAGGGUCAUAAAAAACAAACAUUUGAUAUUGUUUUUAAAGGAAAUAGAAGGUAUGUGAAAAGUCAGGUACAUAGUUUCAUUGGGUGCCUUAAUUAUUGAAAUUAGACUCCUUGAGGUUUUUAAAUUUACAUUGUCAUAUUGAAGUUGAUCCAUAUGCAAUGACUGAACAUGUUCAAAAAAUGAAUAAAUGGGAUUUUCUGUCUGGCAUAAAUUUCCAAACUGACCUUAAACGUCUGUAAUUUUCACACUUACCUCAUUUCUUGCACUGGUCUCUUGAAAUGCAUUUUAAUAAAUAAGUCUUAUACGUAACAAU
Acanthaster planci (crown-of-thorns starfish) is the source of this 3499-nucleotide messenger RNA. RefSeq names its product mannose phosphate isomerase (gene mpi). Gene Ontology annotation, biological process: carbohydrate metabolic process; GDP-mannose biosynthetic process. The record is from RefSeq and is a predicted model, not a curated record. Lineage: Eukaryota; Metazoa; Echinodermata; Asteroidea; Valvatida; Acanthasteridae. Gene Ontology annotation, molecular function: zinc ion binding; mannose-6-phosphate isomerase activity. Gene Ontology annotation, cellular component: cytosol.